Molecule: messenger RNA, 3781 nt
Organism: Hyla sarda
Lineage: Eukaryota; Metazoa; Chordata; Amphibia; Anura; Hylidae
Gene: MIB2
Product: MIB E3 ubiquitin protein ligase 2
Exons: 19
Coding region: 472-3330 (952 amino acids)
Biological process (GO): protein ubiquitination
Cellular component (GO): cytoplasm
Molecular function (GO): ubiquitin-protein transferase activity; protein binding; zinc ion binding
Source: RefSeq, a predicted model, not a curated record
CUCCUUUAUUUUUUCAGCUAUGGGACAAUAGAAUGACAUGCCCCGGGGUUAUCCCUCUUGUAUCCUUGCAGUUGGCAGCCAGAGUCACAUUCAGCAUUGGUGCAGCUUGAGCCUCGUCUCCUAUUAUAAUUUCCUGUUUUAUCCCUGUGUAAGCAUAGUAUGUACUGUUUCUGUUGUGGAGUCCCAGAACCUAAUGUGACCCGUAGAACCUUAGAUGUCUCCUGUGCUGCCAUCCAGUCUCUAGAAAGUACAGGCUCUUCACAUCUGAUCUGACCACCUUCGCCUGUCGGGGAACCUGACAACAGCAGCGUAUUAAUAUCUGCUCUCGUCUCACCAAUCACAACUGAACACUUUCUAUAUGGGCUCCUAUGGCUGAACGCACAAAAUAGACCUGACAUUUUUUGGCACUCGUACCAGAGCCUUUGCUACAGCUCCUGGGCACCUUCCUAAUGUGCCCUAUAAUUCCACUGGAUGCUUAAGAUGGACUGGGACCCCUCUGCAGCCAUGCAAGUGGGAAUGCGUGUGGUGCGAGGAAUUGACUGGAAGUGGGUGAACCAGGACAAUGGAGAGGGAAGUGUGGGCACCGUGGUGGAAAUUGGACGACAGGGCAGCCCUACCACACCUGAUAAAACGGUAGUCGUUCAGUGGGAUCAUGGCACUAGGACAAACUAUCGCACUGGAUUCCAAGGAGCUUAUGACCUUCUGCUGUAUGAUAAUGCCCAGACAGGUGUCCGUCAUCCGAAUAUCAUUUGCGACUGUUGCAAGAAGCAUGGGAUUCGUGGAAUGCGCUGGAAGUGUAAAGUCUGCUUUGACUAUGACCUGUGUACUCAGUGCUACAUGCACAACAAGCAUGACCUUUCCCAUGCGUUCGAGAGAUACGAGACUGCCCAUUCUCGGCCAGUUAUGCUGACUCCCCGACAGGGAUUGCCCCGUAUAGUCCUCAAAGGGAUCUUCCAAGGAGCCAAAGUUGUGCGCGGACCUGACUGGGAAUGGGGGAACCAGGACGGUGGAGAAUCCAAGGUCGGACGAGUUAUUGAUAUUCGCGGAUGGGAUGUUGAGACAGGACGCAGUGUGGCAAGUGUUACCUGGGCAGAUGGAACUACAAACGUUUACAGAGUUGGCCACAAGGGCAAAGUAGAUCUAAAAUGCAUUGCCGAUGCUCCAGGAGGACAUUAUUACAAAGACCAUUUACCGAAGCUUGGUAAACCUGCAGAAAUUCAGAGGAAGGAGAGCUCAGAACGGCAUCCAUUCCAACAUGGCGACAAAGUCAAAUGUCUCCUGGAUGUGGAAAUCUUGCGAGAAAUGCAAGAGGGACAUGGUGGAUGGAAUCCUAAGAUGGCAGAGUUUAUAGGUCAAACAGGAACCGUUCACCGGAUUACAGAACGAGGAGACGUCAGAGUUCAGUACAACAGUGAAACGCGUUGGACCUUCCAUCCUGGAGCGCUAACAAAGCACAACAGUAUUUGGGUUGGUGAUGUUGUGCGUGUGAUGGAUGACAUGGAUACAGUCAAGAAGCUACAAGUUGGUCAUGGGGAAUGGACAGAUGAUAUGGCCCCUGCACUAGGCCAGAUUGGCAAAGUCAUCAAAGUGUUUGAGGACGGAGACAUGAGAUUGUCUGUCGGUGGACAGUCCUGGACCUUUAACCCAGCCUGCCUGACGUCUUAUCAGAGAGAUGACGACGCAAACUUAAUGACGACAGAAAACGUCAAGGAACCCAAACGUACAUUGGUUUCCAUCUUAGAGAAGAUACUUGCUCAGAAGACUGAUUGUGAGAGCCCAAGCUCUUUGGUUAUUGAAGCAGCCCAAGGAAACACAGGCCGAGUGAGAGAAUUACUACUGAAACACCCAGACAAGGUGGAUAUAAGGAAUGAAGGCAGAACAGCCCUACAGGUUGCAUCCCACUUGGGACACUUGGAGGUGGUGAAGGUCUUGCUUCAAGCCAAUGCAAACAUUGACCUUAAGGAUGACGAAGGGGAUUCUGCUUUACAUUAUGCUGCUUUUGGAAACCAGGCUGCUGUCGUCAGAGUUUUAUUGGCCAAGGGAGCCAAUGCAGAACUCAUCAACAAUGCCAAGUGCUCUGCCCUGUACAUUGCCGUCAAUAAAGGCUUUACAGAAGUGACGCAAGUCUUAUGUAUUCCUAAUUCUGCCAUAAAUAUGCAGGACUUACAUGGGGAUACUCCGCUUCACUAUGCUAUCACCGCGGAUUAUAAAAGCAUCAUUGAGAUCCUUACUGACAUACCGAACAUUGAUUUUACCAUCCAGAAUCAGCAAGGCUUUAAUCUUCUACAUCAUUCAGCUCUGAAAGGAAAUGUCUUAGCUGUAAGAAAAAUCCUGCACAGGGCUCGACAGCUGGUGGACUCGAAGAAGGAAGACGGAUUCACAGCGCUGCAUCUGGCCACACUUAACAACCACCAAGAAGUCGUGGACAUCUUAAUAAAAGAGGGUCGCUGUGAUGUCAAUCUCAGGAACAACAGAAACCAAACUCCUCUGCAUCUAGCGGUGACACACGGUCACAUCAACCUUGUGCAGCUGCUGGUAUCCGAAGGGGCAGAUGUGAACGCAGAGGAUGAAGAUGGUGACACACCAAUGCACAUAGUGCUUGUCCAGCAGCACCUCUCAUGUCUGGAACCAGAGGGCAAUGGCUCGGCUAUUCUUGCCAAGCUGCAGGCUACUGGUUUGCUUGGAAAUGUGGAACUAAAUGUCAGCGCAGCAAUCGCCUGCUUUCUGGCAUUGUCAGGUGCAGACAUUAAUUAUGCCAAUCACCGCGGGAAGUCACCUGUGGACCUGAUCAUCGAUGGAAGGAUAGCACAUCUUGUGAAGAGCUUCUCUCAGAAAUUCAGGGAACAGGCUGAAACGGACUCAUCCACCAUUAGCUGCACCCUUCGCAGGGUCCACACUACUCCUAACACAAUGACCAACCUCAGCCUGUCAAGUGCUACCACCCCUUCCGAAUGCCUUGUGUGUUCAGAACUGGCCAUGCUCAUCAGCUUCUUUCCGUGUCAACACAGCAUAGUAUGUGAAGAAUGCUCCCGGAGAAUGAAGAAAUGUAUAAAGUGUCAAGUGUCCAUCACCAAGAAGAUUAGACAAGACAGUACAGAAGUUGACGGCGUUCCCAGCCUAGAAGCAUCAGAUCAGCGCAAGAUGAUAGAAGAGCUUCAAAACAGAUAUCGCCAAAUGGAGGAACGGAUGACCUGCCCGAUCUGCAUUGAUAGUCACAUCAAACUGGUGUUCCAGUGCGGUCAUGGGUCGUGCCCAGAAUGCAGUACGUCGCUAACCUCUUGCCCCAUUUGUAGGCAGGGCAUUCGGGAGAGGAUACAGUUAUUUGUCUGAUGUGGUGUCAGUGUUGCUCAAUAGCUGUGGGGGGUCAUCACUGUAGACCAAAAGGACGGAUAACUUGCCUGAGCCCGAACAUGGUUGUGAAGACCCUCUCCCAGUGCAAGGGUCCUGGGGGGAGAGACCACCAACUUUGCUUGUGAAGAAGUGUGGCUGCUGUGUGUUUCUGUAAACACGUAUAAAUAUAACAUAUAUCUCUCUCCACACUGGAAGGGCUAUACUAUAGCGUAGUCUUCCUGAGAAAUUCGAUUUUUCAGAGGGACGGACGAGGCCAAUUCCAAUCACUCAUCCUAUUACAAUGUGUCAUCACUGCCCAUUCUUGACAUGGUGUCUGUAUAGGAGUUCUUAUUGUUUUUGUUUCAGCCCAAAUCACAGCCUUCCAAUACAAAAAUGCUGCAUUUCUUUUUUUUUUUUUUCAGACUUGUUCAUAAGACAUGACAUAGCAAUA